This is a messenger RNA of Haemonchus placei, 1929 nucleotides long. The record is from the annotation of a GenBank genome assembly. Lineage: Eukaryota; Metazoa; Nematoda; Chromadorea; Rhabditida; Trichostrongylidae.
AUGGAAGACAAAAGAUCGUCGUUGCUCAAGAUCGUGUGCUCGAUUGGGUUGGCUUUCAACGAAUACUUCACCAUUUCGCGACUUUGCGAUGAAUACCAGAAUCUUCUCGGGACCCCGCUCGCUGCCGCAGUCCGUGAAGCCGGCUACCUGUCAGUGGACGAGAUGCUGUCAAGUUCUCCAGCUGUUGUGACAGCAUAUAUUCAUGCCAAGAAGCACUAUAAAGUCGACGCAACAGUCGGUACGAAAGCUUCACAGGACAUAUCGGCUUUGAUCAAACAUCAGAAGAAAAAGAAGAAAAGGAUUAAGCUGAAUACUCCUGAUAGGGAGUAUUUGAGCAGAAAUGUCAGCGCUGCGCGGUCCUUCAGAGUAAAAUCCAAUUAUGGUGCCGGCUUCGUUCAACCAUUUCGUGAUACGACUUUUCAAGAUCGGCAGCAGCACACCGGCACCAUCGGUAGCUACAGUUUUCUCAAAAAUCGUAUUUCUACAUCGGCCUGCUCGAAAUACACAUCAUCGCCAUCAGGUCCUACCGCAUUCAUAAAAAAAGAGAAGACGAAUGACGAGCUCCACAACAAAGACGAAUUGGUUCGGUCUCCCGCAGCUGGUGUAAAACGUUUCCUGCAAGCCCUUCGCGCUUGUGGAGGAACCGCUACAUCUGAGCAGCUGAGGAAUGCGUACAGAAAACUCCACAAUGCCGACUGGGAUGUAGAUGAAUGUGUCAAGUAUUUCGGCAUAAGCUCAACACGCGGCGUAAUCGACAACUAUCUGAAGGAUUUGGUUGAAAUUACUUCUGUCAAAGGAACUGGACGGCGUUGUUACGUUUUGUUGGAAACUCAACAUGAACUUGGGUGCGCUACUCAACGAAAUCGUAACUCGGAGGAAACGAUUUCUAAAGCAAAACUCUGUGAAGCUCUCGUCAACAUACUUGUUGACAAACAUCCAGCAAUACUGCAUGUAGACGGUCUUACCAAAGUGUUUCUGGACGAAUAUGGAGUUGCUGUAGAACCAGAAAGCUCCCUUCAACUCUCAUGGACUAGAUUUAUCUCCAAAUUUUGUUCAGAAGAAGUAGUUGUAGACACUCGCGGGAAUGUAAGCUUGAACAUGAAAAACCCGAUAGUGAAAGACAAAGUUAUGAAGAAGUCUAUCAACGACGCCCUCGAGGCCCCCAUCGACAGUGUAUAUGUUGAUCAAAGUAGUGCAACGUGCAGUAGUCGUGAAACUAAAGUUCCUUUCAACCGAUUUUCCAAGCUGUCCCAAUCCUUUCACGGGAGUUCUAAGGUGAAAGCACCCUUUGAAAGCGAUUCCGAAGGUUGCAGUGGUUUGGCUGGAACUGACAUGAGGAAUAUCAAACCGCACAACGUUUGCGUGGUUGUGCCGAGUGGAAACUCACGACGAUAUACAUAUUUGAGUGGCCGGCCUUCCAAUGUUUCGCCGUCCACGUCCAGUACGAAUAGCACUUCUUCCUCAGCUACCAUCCGCGACACACCUGUUGUGGAGCAACCAGCUUGGAUUACGAAAUCACUGUCGUCUGCCCUCGCGCAGAGGUUGUCCAUAGAUCGGCGACUUACGCAGAAAGCUUUUUCGGCAGUGGGGAAUUUCUGCAAGUUUGGGAAAAGCAACAAGGGAACUUUCGAGCAGGCACGUGUUCCGCGUGAUGCUUCUUCAGUCGACAACGGCGAUCUCAAGAAGCAAGAAGUCCCAAGUUAUCACUCGAAGCAUAGUCAAGAGGACGUCGAAUGUGCCCAUCCAUACUUCAACGUUCACUGUUAUUCAAGAAACGGUGAUGCGCGCUUGUGGGCCGCGAGAAAAGGGGUGCCACCGAAAAUGUCCUACUCAUAUUUUCGAAAUCGUUUUGUACUCACAUUAGUAAUGGCUUGCAAUUCCAGACUAUCUGUCAAAAACGACUCAGUCUCAGACGAAGAUUUAAUCUAG